CUUUGGCACCCGUUCUUCGGGAAUGCCGCCAAGAUGUUGGAUCGUGUAACCUGGUUCCAUUUUCAGAACCUUCAGGACAACUUCAUGAAGUAUUACCGUGCUACGGAGAAGCAUCGUAUUGACGAGAUUAGACUGAGUCGUCUAAGCAUUCUUUAUGGCGCUGCUACACUUAACCGUCGCAUUGAAUACAUAUUUCAAAAUGAAGAAACCAAAGGCAUGGUCAUCUGUGCUCACCUUAAGCAUUCUAAGAUCCAUGACUUCUACAUAAUAGUGGCCUGCCUAAUAUACGGUUACACGCUAUUGCAUACCAACUGGCACGGUGAGACCGAUGAAACCCUACGAUACAAGAUUCGUGUUUCUAAUUGCCGUUUGGUGAUUGUCGACGACGAGAUUGAUACUGAAAGCAUGGUGGCUGACGUGAAGUAUCUACGGCUAUCUGAUGUCUACGCUGAAUCGAUAUACCGCAAGGGACUUUCGUUGAAUAACUACCUGUCGCUAGUCGAUUCCAUGGGAAAGGAACGUUCGGACUAUCGUAUCCAGGAAAUGUUAAGCGACCAAUCCAAGCACGUGGGAUCGAUAUCGCUGGAUUCUGUUAUGAUGAUCACAUUCACCAACGGUGGUGUAUCAGGUCGACCGCGUGCGCGUAAGGUUACUUACGGAGAGAUGGCGCAGCACUUUCGUGCUUUGGAGGCUAUGAACGCUUGGAGUUCUGAUGACGUGUUGGUGGUGUUCAUGACUAACCCAACUUAUGACUUUUUUUCCAGCAUUGUGCUCUACUAUUGCCUUAGCCGUGGCAAUGUGCACAUUUACUUUUUGCAGCGGUACAUGUCCACUUAUUGGAAGAUCCUAUGGGAGUCUAACGAGCAUGCUAAGAACGUUUUCACCCAGCUUGAUAAGAACUACAAGAUUCUAUCGUUCCUAUUCCCACGUCAACUCGAAGCUUUGUUGACCCUUGACGAGGUAGCCCAUGAGUGCCAGAUGUUGCUAAAUUCACCUAUACUAUCUUUAUCACCUCGACCUACGCAAACCCCGAGUACCACAGAAGCUGCUGGCACUUCAGAGGGGCACAUACGACCAGCUGGGUCUGAGGAAACUGCAGCUGCCGAGGUGCGUCAAACUCCAAGGUCAGAGUCACCGUCUAAGAAACAAAGUGCCAAUAUGCCCAUAUCAGGCGAAUCUGGAGAAUGCCCAUCGUCUGUACCAUCACGGUUGAGUACCAUUGGAGCUGCCAAAGCAGGAAUAGGGCGUAUUGCAAAGUAUAUUUGGGGGAACUCUAGUAACAAAUCGGAUAGUGCCAGGUCCACAGUACGCACAGGGCAAACUGCUUCGACAUCUGCCAAGGAGGGUUCAGCUGCCCAACGUAGUUCCAGUGCACCUCGUACUGUAAUACCGGAUACCAAUCGUAUGACAAGUGUCCACAUCCCUAAGCUACACCUGAAGCUUACCGAACUGCGGAACGUCCUAUGUGAUAAGAAUGUGGUUUUCCUCUUAUCAGGUACCCAUGCCAACUAUGCGCUGUGCCGGCUGUUUGCCCGUUUAACUGGUGGCAAGACGCCCGCCGUUCGCUAUGGGUGUACUGAAAUUUCACCCACGAUAACGUUGAUACCGCCUUGUGUUGAACAGAAGCGCUUGAUGGCGCUUUAUAACCUAGGUUUGUCAAACGUCUCUAAUGGUAGCCGUACACCCGGUAUAUAUGUCGGCAACGCAGUAUCGGAAGAACAUGAUUUGCGCGUUGUUAAGUCAAUUGAUAAAAUGGAUCCCAACUUUUUGGUGCCAUGCGACCCUGGAGAACCGGGUUACUUUGUUUGCCACAGUGGUGAUCGGAAGUACAUGGUGCUUCCUAGGGAAUUUAGUGACUCGCUGUUAGAUGACGGCACGUACAUCGGUAUGGACGACAUCGGUUUCUAUUUAGAGGCACUGGACGCCAAGCACUUCUACUGGGCUUACAAAGUUGAUCAUACGCUGCCAAAGGAAAUUGAUUACCCCUACUUUGAACUGCUAUGUACCAGCAGGGAGAUACAACAGGCUAUAUGCAGCCGCUACGACCUCACUGAACCUGUAGUACGCGUGGAAACUGUACAAAUACGCCACAACAAUGGAAGCCCGCGUAUUAUUACAGCAGUGGAGCUGAUAACUAACCUUCGUGCUGAAAUUGCCGAUGACCUUAGGACAACCUUCCUUGACCUCUGCAAAGAAGCUGGUAUAUUCGAAGACUGCCCAGCGCCUGACGAAAUCCGUGUAACGUCCAUUCCGUGGGCUUACAAGGGUGCUGUGAGCUACCACGUGCUGAGUGACCUGUUGCAGCAAACGCACUUAUAAUGU
Molecule: messenger RNA, 2322 nt
Organism: Babesia bovis T2Bo
Lineage: Eukaryota; Apicomplexa; Aconoidasida; Piroplasmida; Babesiidae
Exons: 9
Coding region: 34-2319 (761 amino acids)
Source: RefSeq, a predicted model, not a curated record